CGACCGCACUCCGGGAAUGUUUUAUCGUACAAUAUUAAAAUGUUAACGAUUAGAUGAGUCAAAAUCUGAGACUAACCAUAUUCUUACUCGUGGCUCCAUUUGUCUGUAAUAUUAUCGACGUGUUGGGAAAAAAACUAAAAAAGUAAAUUAAGUUGUUAGACGCUUCUUUUAGCAGAUAAUAACACUUCGGGUAAAGUCAUAGUUGACCAUCCGGACUCAGCGUCUGUCUGCGGCUCACACAUGUUCACCUUUUCAUUUUUCUUUUACCUGAUUGACUGCUGACAAUCAUGAAAGUGAACAAACACGCAGAGGUAAAACAUAAGUCUCACAAGUGGAAAGAUGCGAAGGGAAAACGGUGCAGACCUCCCGUCAGUUUCUCUAAUGUAAACUCUAGCCCUGUGGUGAUCAGCAUGGUGAAGGAGCACCAGGAGUCUUUAAGGAAAAAACCAUCUGUCAAGAGGCUGAAAAAUAAAGUGAAGUCUGUCUCUAACCACAAGAAUGGCUCUUCUGAGUCUGGAAUUAAGAAGACACAUGCUCAGGCUAAUGGAAGCUCAGUGUUUACCAUGGACAAUGACUCAGAUGACUCACAGGACUGGAAGGAGUAUUCCCAGUCAGUGCACGGGAAUGGUAUGGAAACCUCAGAUAACACCGAGGAUGUCCGGAGAGGUAGAUUGGAGGGAGAGGCUCUGCAUCACUGUGCGCAGAGAGACGAUCGAGAGAACCGCACAGUACUUGUCAUGCAGAAGGAUCAGACGCUGUGUUUCCGCGGGAAGUGCCUUCUGACCUGUCUUUAUGGUCGUGUAGAAGUUAUGGGAUUUACCAUCGAAGAGGGUCAGCAGUCAUAUUCGCUUUUCUCCCCAGCAUCACAUUGUCCACUGAGUAUUAGAGGAUUGGAAAGCAUCAGAGCGUUGGAAAGUAGAAACGAGGCAUCGCACAUCCUCCAAAAGUAUCUUCCACAAGCAUCACGAAAGAAGCUGUUAAAAAGCAUAACGACAAAUUCUUCCAUCAUCCUGCUGGAGCCCAUCGAGACGCCUAUGACACGGUUUCUUUCCAGCUUUCCAGAUCUCAGCGAAUUGUUCAACCUCCCAAUGCUGAGAAUUACCAGUCACAGUUAUUGUGUUGGUUUAACAGUGAUCAGCAGAAAAACAGAAUAUAAUAGUCAGUGUAAGUUUUGCUCUUCACUCUUAGUAGGAGUGCUGCAGAAUUGUUUUGUAACUGAAUCGAACCACAGACGUUUAUGUGAUAAGAACAUACCAAAACAAAAUGCUCACUUUGGUUGCUUUCAUGAAAACCUGACAUGUUAUUCAUUGACAGGAGACAUAGAUGGCUGUCCUGUUAUCCUGGUGUGCGGGACCAAGAAUGUUGGAAAGUCAACAUUUAUUCGUGUGCUCAUUAACACCUUGCUGAAUUACACUGCUAGUGUCGAAUAUUUGGAAGGUGACCUCGGUCAAACAGAAUUCACCCCUGCUGGUUGCCUGUCUCUCCUCACUGUCAGAGAACCCCUUUUAGGUCCUCCUUUCACACAUCAGCAGACUCCAGACCACAUGAUCUACUACGGUCAGUCAUCAUGCAACUCAGACCUGGAUCGAUAUGUGGAAUCUCUUAAAUCCUUAUGGUGCAGAAGAUCCCAGACCAGAGAGGCUCCGAUUAUUAUCAACACCAUGGGCUGGGUCAAAGGAUUUGGAUUCAAGCUGCUGGUUGACAUGAUCCGCUUCUUCCCAGUUUCCCAUGUCGUCCAGCUCAGUCACAGUGGUGUCAAUCAGUGCCCCGCCCUCACUCCAGACUUUCUGAGAACGGCAAAUGGCUUUCAGACUCACCCACCCGCCCAGACCGCUCUGGAUGAGUUUACAGAAAGCCACAGCCCCCCAAGAAUCUACAGUCACAUUAGUAUACAAGCAGAGUUUCAAGGAGUUGGGAGUCAAGGAACAGCGAAACACCAGCGUAGUAAUGAGCAGAGAAAUCUGUCUCUCCUGGCCUAUCUGAGUCAGCUGCAGUGUCCGGACCCUGGACCAGUCAGACCUCUGCACAGCCUCACACCAUACCAGGUUCCACACACAGCGAUUGCGUUAGGUGUUACCCACUGCGACGUGGUGCCCUCGCACGUGUUUCAUGCUUCCAGUGGUAGUCUGGUAGGACUCUGCUGCCUGGCAGAAAAAGUAGCAAGCAAGGGAGGUCCAGUCUUUCUUUCCCAGGCACCCAUCUGCCCAUGUGUGGGAUUUGGGCUCCUCCGAGGUAUUGACAUGGCACGGGGUCUGUACUUCCUGCUGACGCCUGUAGAUCCGUCAGUUCUUCGUAAAGUCAACUGUCUCCUCUUGGGAGCAAUUUCAAUGCCUUCCUGUAUCUUCACAACACAGGUUAGAUCCUUUUUCAUGUUUUUCAUUUUGUUUUCAUGUUAUGAAAAAUGUUUUCAGUUGCUGAAAAGUCACUUCAGACUGUUCUACUUUAAAGCCAUUCUCACUGGAGCAGGAAAGCUGCGAGUCUUCAAGGGAAUGAUGAGGCCCAGUCAAGUGGGGAUGCAGUGACAUUUCUGCAGCAUUUUAUUGCCCUUUACAUUUCCCCAUCAGUCAGCGCUGGCCUUUGAAUGUACAGAACUGAGGUUGAGGUGGGACACUUCUUACUUUUGUUUUAAGGUUCAUACUCUGACCUUACUGGAGUUCUUUUUUUGAGAGCCCUCGCCAUAUCUUGGAACCUGAAACUGUAUGUUUGUUUGAUGCUGUGAAGGCGCUUAGGUGUUUUCUCUCACAUGGACAGUAAAAUAACACGACACGUUAUAGUCAAAGCUUUUGUUUGAUGGUUCUUUUUCUUCUUUUUUUUUGUUUUUUGUGGAUGACAUUCCAAAUCUUAAAUGCCUGCCAGAUAAUAAACGUGAAGCAAGUUUGUUUCCAGACUAUGUGGUUCUUACCUUCACCAGCUAUUUAGAGCAUCGUGAAUGGUGGUUGUUACAGCUGCUUUAAUAUUUAAAUAUCAUAAUCAUGUAUCCAUGUAGAGUUCAAACGGUUUAAUAGCAAUUUAAUUUAUCACUGUGUGCAGUAUUUUGCCUGAUCCAGACAAGUAGUUUUCCAUGUUGGCAGCUGUUUUGUUAUAAAGUAUUCACCGCCGGCGCUUUCCGUGUUGUUUUCCCUUCCAUCCAAAAAAAAUAAAGAAGAGGACAGGAUGCAGUUAUGAAGACGUCUUUCACGUGAGCUCAGUUGAAUUUGCAAAGAAAACCCAACAAGGACAAUGCCUGUGUUGUUUGUACACCAAUCAAAGCCUUUACAGAAGUGUCUCCAUUUUUAUUGCCCUCUUUUGUAUUUGUUACUUAAGGCCAUUCAAGAGGUUUUGUUUACAGUUCCUUAUGUUGACCUGUGUCGGAUGAAAAUAAAGAGCUUGUUGUUUCUA
Messenger RNA from Neolamprologus brichardi, 3378 nucleotides. Lineage: Eukaryota; Metazoa; Chordata; Actinopteri; Cichliformes; Cichlidae. The record is from RefSeq and is a predicted model, not a curated record.